Messenger RNA from Dissoconium aciculare CBS 342.82, 3013 nucleotides. RefSeq lists its product as uncharacterized. The record is from RefSeq and is a predicted model, not a curated record. NCBI's taxonomy places the organism in Eukaryota, Fungi, Ascomycota, Dothideomycetes, Mycosphaerellales, Dissoconiaceae. The coding region runs from base 386 to 2731 and encodes 781 amino acids. Gene Ontology annotation, biological process: negative regulation of DNA-templated transcription. Gene Ontology annotation, cellular component: nucleus. The transcript has a single exon. Gene Ontology annotation, molecular function: RNA binding; metal ion binding.
GCAUCGUGCACCACAUCCCAUCUGUUCCGCGCCAGGCGAUUACUUGUACAUCGAUCCGAUACAGCCGCCUUGAGCAAUAUCUCCAGCUCGCAACGUCUCCCCGUUUCGAUUCCCGUGUCAAGAGAUCUCCAACGCUCAACGGUUCCAUCGUUCGUUCAAGAUCUGACGUCGACUUUCAGCAAGAUCUUGGCCCGCGUCACUCGCUUGUUGCCAUACUCGAGUGGCAGCUUGUCUCCUGGGCCAGUCUCAUCCAUGCCUGACGACUUGCCCUCGAUACGAAGAUACAUUCAACCUAUAGAACCCGCUUGACAAUCAUAAUCAUCCGCCCUGACACAUAUUCACCCGCAUGCGCUGACGACGACGCCUGUCGUUUGCUUUUUUCAACAUGGUGUCGGAAAAGAUCUACGAGUUAUGCCGCCCAGUUUUGGAGAACGAGGAUAUUGCAGAGGAGGAAAAGACGGAUCGCUUGGAAGAGCUUUUGAGUGCAGAGCCUGUAUCUCUAUCCGGCAAGGCUCUUGAGGAUGCAGUGCUUGGAGUGUUGUGGCAAUGGAAGAGUGCAAGUGAGAGCGAGAUCAAGGCCGCAUCUCCACCUAUGAUCAGGACAGCAAGUUAUAUUCGAUCGAGGUCGCCCGCGCCUUGGAUACAAAGAGCAGCCACCCCCACUUCAGCAAAUUCAUCACCGCGCCCGUCGACUGCGACGCCAUCCAUCCCACCAGGAUUUGGACCACAUCCUCCAGCAUUUGCGCGGACAAAAUCAUCUACCGCUGGAUCCCCUUUUGGCUCCCCAAAGCCCUCUCCGCGGCUGCCAUACGCGAGUCCCUUUAUUCCACACAGUCCCAGGUUGAGCGCCUAUCUGCCCAGUGACUCUUCACCAACGACCGAGAACUAUGGUGAUUACGGCAGCGAUACCGUGGACUGGCUCGUCAACGAUGAGACUAGCAGCAAUACCAGCUUUGGUGAUGCUGGAUUCACUAGUGGCUCCGAGUUUGUGCCAUCCUACACAACGGAGAUGAGCCCAUACGAUAUGCUGCGUUCAAUUCUUGGAGAUGACCGGAGCGAUGACGACCUCAAACAGGUAUUGGAAGCCAACGAAUAUGAUCUCAGUCAAGCGAUCAAUUCGCUCAUGGAGGCCAAAGGAAUGGGCGCAAAUACUCUGGCAGCUGCUUUGCAAAAGCAGCAACAGGACCAGCAGAGUCGAACAUUCGUUGUCGGCAAGAACAUGUCGCCGGGCUCACGUCCCAUAACACCUGCAGGGCAGCAAAAGUCUUCAAUUCCCUGUCGCUAUUGGCUCAAUCAAGGGUAUUGCGCACGAGCGGAUUGUCGCUUUGCACAUGAUAUGCAGAACCAUCUCUGCAAGUAUUGGAUGGCAGGCAAUUGCAUUGCGGGCGAUAAUUGCAUCUUCUCUCACGAUCUGUCCUUAUUGGCGCAGCAGAUGAGUCUCGCAGGCGAUGGAGCAAGUACUAGCCAAUCAUUCACUCCAAACUUUCAGCUUCAGGACUACGACAGCUUCCCUGCACUGCAACCAACGACAAGCAAUCCGUAUGAAGAUGCCGAUGCGGAUACUACUGCGGUGACCGCAAUGAUACAGCAGCAACAGCAACAAGCUUUUGCGCAAGCAGCACCUGGUCUCUUUCCUACAUUCGUGCCGACCGGUCCACGCUACAGUAACAGUAGGCCGAACUCUCGGCCAGGAAGUCGACACACUUCCCGUGCGCCAACGCCAGGCCAACCGAACUUUCAAGACGACGAGGCUUUCCCUAGUCUUGGCUCUGCAGCUUCAAAGCCUCUCGGCAAACGGCAUCAUGGGAAACGUGGUGGACAUGGUCAUCACGCUCAUAUCGCGCCAGUACAACAACCCAGCAGCCUCGCUGAUGUGGUUCGCAUGUCUCCUUCACCGAUGUCCUCUACAAACAGUCGCGAUGCUAUGCGCCGCGGCUUGAAAAACAACAGAAGCUUUACUUCUGCUACCGCAUCUACACGGGAGAACUCCUCCACAGCCAUGGCGAUACCGGAGCCGCAGCAGAUCCCCUGGCUUGAGACUGGCGACAAGGUGAACAGUGCAUACAUGAAAGCCCGCCAGGAGGCUUUCAAGCACGGAGGACUGCGCAACAAGUUUCUGCAAUCUGCCGCCCAGGCAUGGAACCGCAAUGACGCACGGGGAGCGAAAGCAUUGAGUUUGCGAGGUCAAAAUGAAAAUGCUUUGAUGAGGGAGAAGCAUCGCGAAGCCGCUCGCGCGCUUUACGAGGAACGAAACAAAUCAUUGAAGGCUAAUAAGAACAAUAGCAGCGACGAGCUUUAUGUGGAUCUUCACGGUCUUCAUCCCGAGGAGGCUGUCCAGUACCUGGCGGAUUGCCUGAAGGAGCAAAAAAUGUCAACCCGGCCAGUCUACGCAAUUUGCGGCACAGGCCACCAUAGCAAAAAUGGCAAGGACAAGGUUGGCAAAGCUGUCCGGCUUUACCUGAACGAGUGGCGAUAUGCAUUCCGCGAGUUUUCAGUUCCUGGUGAUCGAAACAAUGUUGGUGGCAUUUUGGGUAUCGACCCGACGAGCUUCGAGCGAGACGGCACAAAGAGAGGCCUCUCAUCGCUGCUAGCUGCGAGCGAUGGUGAUAGCGGAGUCGGGCUUGACGAUGCCGCAGGUCGGAGGGAAGAUACAAAAGUUUUGUUGGUGAGAGAAGAUCCGAGGAAAAUCUCGGCUACGGAAACCAAGGAAGAAGAUGAAGACGAGGAUUGAGUCGGAUUGAUACCCCGUGUGACACAGAAAGGCCAGGAUUUGGUGCAAUAAGCUUAUUGUACUGACUCGCGCCCUUUGCUCCACUGCGCCUCUGGUGAGCCACGAUGAACCACGACGAUGACGAUCAUGAAGAGGGUCUUGCGUGGGUUUGUAUCUCAACAGUUGUGCAGACCAGGAAGGACAGUCAGGUAAUUCGUAGUUCUACAAAUGAGAUAGGAAGCUUUUGGCGAACGGAACGAUACCAGUAAGAUAUCAUUAUUAAAUGCAGAGGUCUCUGCUUAU